Molecule: messenger RNA, 300 nt
Organism: Lactuca saligna
Lineage: Eukaryota; Viridiplantae; Streptophyta; Magnoliopsida; Asterales; Asteraceae
Source: the annotation of a GenBank genome assembly
AUGGGUUCGGGCAGAUCUGGAGAAUACGGGCAGCGGUUGACCGUGUCGGUGAUGGUGUUGGUGUCGGUGGUGAUCGGAAACUUUGAACUAAUUUUCGUAUUACAAACUAGUAAAAGAAAGUUGGAAGUGGAAGACUCAAACAGAGAUAAUGGCGACCUUAAUGAAAGCAAGAAGACAGUUAAAAUUGGGAAUGAAAUUGUGUUUGACAUCUCAAUUGAAGAUCCCAUUCCUGUAGAAACCAUGAGUGAUCGCAGAGAGAAUAACGUUUCCAAUCAAUUUGCAAACCCUAAACAUUCCUGA